This is a messenger RNA of Eucalyptus grandis, 1125 nucleotides long. Its product is annotated as receptor like protein 22-like. The transcript has a single exon. NCBI's taxonomy places the organism in Eukaryota, Viridiplantae, Streptophyta, Magnoliopsida, Myrtales, Myrtaceae. Gene Ontology annotation, molecular function: protein binding. The record is from RefSeq and is a predicted model, not a curated record. Bases 1 to 1125 code for a protein of 374 amino acids.
AUGGUGCCCCCAUGUUUUGGUAAUAUAACCAAUCUUAAGGAUCUAAACUUGGGUAGCAAUAAAUUACAAGGACCACUCCCGAUCCCUUCACCUUCUACUCGUGACUUUUAUGCCAUGAACAAUGGUUUCACCGGUGAGAUCCCCUCUUCGAUUUGUCAGUUGAGUUCACUCUUGGGUUUAGAUUUGUCGAACAAUAGUCUCUUAGGAAAUAUACCCCCUUGUUUUGGUAAUAUAACCAGUCUUGAGAGUCUGGACUUGACUAGUAAUAAAUUACAAGGGCCAUUACCGCGUUCCCUAGUCAAAUGGGCAAAUGUAUCAACACUACUUCUUGGUCACAACGAGUUUAAUGAUAUAUUCCCAUAUUGGCUUAAAGCAUCGCAACUGCUUAACCUUGAUUUGCAAUCCAACAAAUUUCAUGGUAGGAUCAACCUCACUGCCUUUGACCUCUCCUUCCCUGCUCUUACAUUUUUAUCUAUUUCCAACAACAAUUUUAUUGGAGGGUGCCCCAUGAAGGUUUUCUCCAACACCUCAUUACAAGUAAUAGAUUUGUCCAACAACAAAUUUGGAGGGCCAAUUCCACUUCCGUCUCCUGCCACAUUGUAUUACUCCAUUGCAAAUAAUGUUAUAACAGGAAGGAUCCCUUCUUUGAUAUGCGACGCCACCAAUCUCGAGAUGAUCGACUUGUCUAACAAUAGCUUAAUUGGUAGCUUGCCUUGGUGCUUAACAAAUUUUAGCACUGUUCUCUCGGUUUUGAACUUGGGAAUGAAUCGCUUUGAGGGCACAAUUCCACAAACAAUUUCUUUGAUACAUAGAUUGAUGACUCUUGACUUGAGCCGAAAUCGGUUUGAAGGGAUGUUGCCCCGGUCUCUUGUCAAUUGUACAAAUCUGGAAAUUUUAGAUCUCGGUAUCAAUCAGAUGGAGGAUACAUUCCCGACAUGGUUGGGAAAACUUCCAGAACUGAAAGUUCUCAUUUUGAGGUCCAACAAUUUGAAGGGUCCUUUGAACAUUCCGAAGGGAGAUCUCAUCUUUACACAAUUGCGCAUUUUGGAUCUCUCGAACAACAACUUUUGCGGUCCUUUACCAGCCAACUUGAUAAUGAACCUUGAAGGCAUGAAGAAUACGUAA